UUGAGCGUCAUUGAGAGCGGUUCAGAGCGAUCCUCCACAAGUUUUGGGAAUUUGGGAAGUAUUGUAUUGGGGAAUACUGUUGUAGUAUGGUAUGGAAACAGUAUUAGAAGUACUUAAGUGAAAUUAAUUGUUUGAAGAUAUACGGGGCGUAUGGUCAUAGUGAACUAUGUGGAAAUUAUCUCAGCAGUCUAGAGAAAUAAGAUAAUGGGAAACUAAGUUCUCACACAUACUAUUGGUAUUUGUUCUUUAAAAUAGCAAAUAUGAUAUUCGCCAGGUGUUCUCUAAUAACAAUUGCAAAGAAGUCUGCAAGAGAGACCACGUGGUUUGUACAGCAUCAGGAAAUAUGUACGCAGCCAUCAAAUAGCUUCAGAAGAUACGUAUACAAGGAGACCGACUUGAAAAUACAUACAGAAAGAACCCACAUUAUAAGACUGUGUUCGAAUUUUAAUAUGGGCAAUGAAACAGUAUUACCAAAGCAAACUCAAGUUGUUAUAUGUGGAGCAGGAACAGUAGCCAAUUCUGUUGCAUAUCAUCUGGUACAGAAUGGGUGGAAUGACAUCGUAGUGCUUGAACAGAAAAAAAUUGGAAGUGGUACCUCACAUUUUGGUUCUGGUACUCUAGGUCUUUUCAAACCAAUAGCAGACAGAAAUCUCAUAAUGUACAGCAUCAAACUGUAUAGAAGAUUACAAGAACUGGGUUAUGAUAUAGGAUUUAAGCAGUGUGGCAGUGUAAAUUUGGCCCAGACAAAAGAUCGCUUGAUUGCUUUAAAACGACAAAUGGCUUAUCAUCAGGCAACAGGUCUUCAUUGUGAAGUUGUUGGGAACAAGGAACUGAAGAAUUUUCAUCCAUAUCUGAAAACUGAAGACUUAGAAGGUGCAAUAUGGGUACCUGAGGAUGCUGUAGCUAAACCUCAAGCUAUAUGUAAAGCAUUAGCAAAACUUGCUAAAGAAGGAGGUGCAUGUUAUGUGGAGAACUGUCAAGUGCUACAAGUCUUAACAGAGAAUUCCCGUGUAAAGGGGGUGGAGACCAACAUGGGUACAGUUUUCUGCGAGUAUUUUGUCAACUGUGCUGGCAUGGUAAGGAAAUGGUAUUCUUGGGCACGGGAUCUGGGUUUAAAAUGUUCUCCAAGAGUUCGAGUGCCAGCCAUUCCAGCUGAGCACUUCUAUGUUACUACUUCUUGUUUUGAACCAAAGCUUGAUUCCAUGCUACCAUGUGUCAGAGAUUAUGAUUCUCACACAUAUGUUCGAGAAUGGGAAGGUGGCUUCAUGGUUGGUGGGUUUGAACUGGAAGCUAAACCAGCUUUUGGUGGUUCAGGGAUACCUGAAGACUGGAAGAAUAAGCUACCACAGGACUGGAAUCAUUUUAUGCCACUUUGGGAAAAGGCUAUACACCGUUUGCCCAUACUUAAAGAUGUCCAUAAUCCAGUGCUCACAAAUUCGCCAGACAAUUUUACUCCUGAUGGACGCUGGAUCCUAGGAGAGACACCAGAGGUGACCAAUUACUUUGUGUCUGUAGGGAUGAAUGGUAAUUCCCUACAAGGAGCUGGUGGAAUUGGUAAAGCUAUGGCAGAGUGGAUUAUUGAAGGGGUACCAACAACAGAGUUGAUUCCAUUUAGCAUUCAACGUUUCCUGGAUCUGCACAAUAAUAGACAAUACCUCCUGCAACGCACUAGGGAAGUAGUUGGAAGGCACUACUCAAUUAUGUAUCCACACCAAUGUGAGUACAAGUAUGCUCGCAAGCUUCGGUGCUCUCCGUUAUACAGUGUAUUGGAAAAGCGGGGUGCUGUAUUUGGGACAAGGAUGGCUUAUGAGCGAGCUGUUUACUUUGAUUCUACAUAUAAAGAUGGUGAUCCUUUGCCUCGGAUGCCACCAGGAAGCUUCUAUAAACCAAAGUUUUUUGAUUUCAUGCGUGAAGAGUAUUUGGCUUGCAGAGAAGGUGUAGGCAUCAUUGAUAUGUCUUCAUUUUCAAAGAUAGAAAUUAAGUCAAGUGGCAGUCAAGUUGUAGAUUAUCUUCAGCGGGUGUGUUCAAAUGAUGUCAACAUCCCAGUAGGAGGGAUAGUUCACACAGGAAUGCAGAAUGAGCUUGGUGGAUAUGAAAAUGACUGCAUGAUUGUCCGCCAGAAUGAUAAUUCUUUCUUCAUGGUAUCUCCUACAAAUCAGCAGACUCGUACCUUUGAAUGGAUGCAGCGUAACCUUCCUCCUGACCAUUCUGUGGCACUCACUGAUAUGACAUCAAUGUAUACAGUAAUAAAUGUCGUUGGCCCAAAAUCCCGUGACCUGAUGUCAGAAUUGUCCAAUUCUGAUGUGAAUCUUCUUCCAUUUACUUACAAAAAAGUGAAUGUGGGUUAUGCCUCUGAUGUUAUGGUAAUGUCCUUCACUCAUACAGGAGAACCUGGAUACUGCUUAUAUGUUCCUUCAGAAUAUGCUCUUCAUGUAUAUGAUCGACUCAUGACGGUCGGCCGUGACUAUGGAGCAAGAGAUGUGGGUUGCCUCACACAGCGUUUCAUGCGCAUUGAGAAGUUCAUUGCUUUCUGGGCUGAGGAGCUGACGAGCCUCACAACCCCAUUUGAGGCUGGUGCAGGUCAUCGUGUAAAAUUAGACAAAGAAUACUUCAUUGGCAAGUUUGCUCUCCAACGCCAGAAAGAACAAGGAGUCACCCAGAGACUUGUGUUCUUUGUUUUGGAAGAUAUUGAUCCAGAUAUACAUAUUUGGCCAUGGGGAGGAGAGCCAUUAUACAGAAAUGGCGAGUUUGUGGGAACUGUUACAUCAGCUGGAUAUGGAUUUACAUUGGACAAGUUGAUAUGUGUUGGUUAUAUUCGACACCCUGGCAUGACCAUGGGAGGUUCAAAUGAUCGUCCAGUAGUUACAAAUGAAUUCAUCAUGGCUCGUAAUGCAAGAUAUGAAAUUGAUAUUGCUGGUCAACGAUUUCUGGCUAAACCUCAUAUACAUGCACCACAUAUCCCACACGUCAACAUGGAUUCUACCAGCCGUAGAUACCGACCAACUGUUGUCAGUCUUAAAACUGUAUAAACAUGCACAUAAGGGUCAUUAUUUCAUGUUGCUGCUGCUUAAGUAAUAAUGCAAGAAGUAACUGAAGACAUUUUUCAGGCUAUGAUUUAAGUUGCAUACAUUCAUUACUAAUCAUUAAGUAUUUAUUUUAUGAUUGUCAUUACUAGAUUAUAGUUAAAAGUACUAAGAUGAAAAAUAUUAGAAGCUGAACUUUUUAUAAUCAAUUCUCAGUACAAAUGCUAUAUGUCAAAAUUAUGAUCUAGUUGGCUUUUAGGGAAUAUUUACAUCCCCACUUAUUACUCAGCACAGACAGGCUAACAGUAUUUACAUCCCCACUUAUUACUCAGCACAGACAGGCUAACAGUAUUUACAUCCCCACUUAUUACUCAGCACAGACAGGCUAGCAAUAAUGUAUUAUGUAGGAUUUGAGUUUUUUGCAGCAGUGACCUGAACCAUACCAUCUUCUGGGAUGUUACACUAUGUAGUCCACAACAUAGUUCAUGGCCAUUUUGGAGGAACAUGCUGUCUCCAUCUUUGGGGUCUCAAGGAAUAAACCAAGCAACAGAAAAGCAACAUUUAU
Cryptotermes secundus is the source of this 3588-nucleotide messenger RNA. RefSeq names its product pyruvate dehydrogenase phosphatase regulatory subunit, mitochondrial. The record is from RefSeq and is a predicted model, not a curated record. The coding region runs from base 261 to 3029 and encodes 922 amino acids. Lineage: Eukaryota; Metazoa; Arthropoda; Insecta; Blattodea; Kalotermitidae. Gene Ontology annotation, cellular component: mitochondrial matrix; mitochondrion; cytoplasm. The transcript has 15 exons. Gene Ontology annotation, molecular function: oxidoreductase activity; protein binding.